CCCCUUCUCCCUCCCAUCAUGCAAGCAGCGACAGGUCACGUGCCUCAAGCCGGGGGGGGGGGGGCGGAGGCAGAAAGCCCGGCCUUGUGUCGGUCGGACGUACUAGCGCCAUGCUGCUACUUUCGCUACCCGGUGGCCGUCUCCACCUCAGGCCGGCCUUUCUCCCAUCCCUCCUCACGCUUCUUCUCCUUGUCCAGCUGCCGGGCCCUGCGCGGCCUAUUUCCUUCCACCUGCCGGGCAAGGCCCGCAAAUGCCUGCGGGAGGAGAUCCACCACGACAUGCUCGUCACCGGCGAGUAUGAGGUCGCUGCUCCGCCGGGCUCGUCUAGCGGCCCGUCCGCCAACCUCAAGAUUACUGACUCAGCUGGGCACAUUCUCUAUGUCAAGGAGGAUGCAACUAAGGGGAAAUUCGCUUUCACCACGGAAGACUAUGACAUGUUUGAAGCCUGCUUUGAGAGCAAACUCCCUGUGGGAACAGGGCGGAUGCCAGACCAGUUCGUGAUCUUGAACAUAAAGCAUGGAGUAGAAGCAAAGAACUACGAGGAGAUUGCUAAAGUAGAGAAGCUGAAGCCGCUGGAGCUGGAGCUGCGACGCCUGGAGGAUCUUUCAGAGUCUGUUGUCAAUGACUUUGCUUACAUGAAGAAGCGGGAAGAGGAGAUGCGGGAUACCAAUGAGUCUACCAACAUUCGGGUGCUAUACUUCAGCAUUUUUUCGAUGUUCUGUCUCAUUGGACUGGCUACUUGGCAGGUCUUCUAUCUGCGUCGUUUUUUCAAGGCCAAGAAGCUGAUUGAAUAAGGACCGUUUCCUCUCUUUGAAACCCCAGCAGAACAGCACAGAGACCCAACUAUGGCUGUUUAGAGCCACUUCAGAAUUGACCUGCCAAAUGGAGCCUUUUCUGCAAAUGGCUCACAAGGGGAGGGAGGGAAAUGCCAGUACAGAAAACAAUGAGGAUACUUCUGAACUAUUAUUGGAUACAGUUGGAAGAAGGUGGGAGUUGUGAUUUUGGUGACUCUUGGAAAGGGAUGAAAUAAAACUAUCAGACAGCUGUGGUUGGCUUUUAUGCUGUCUUUUCCUCUCCCUUACAGCUAAAGUUAGGUGACUUUUUCCCAUAUGUCACCAAACUGAUCCUCUAAAUGACUUGAAUGUAGAAUUUGUUAAAUUGCAGCAUUCUAUCUGUUAUUACAGAGUUUGGGGAGGGGAUAAUUCAGAGUCAGCGGUCCCAGAAGCAGACCUUGUUGCAAAACAGUCAGCAGCUACACUUUUGGAGUGGAGAAGAAACUGCCAGUGGCAUGUGUCUGUCAACAUAUUUGAUAUUUGUAUGUGUAGGAGCAGGAAGGGAUGGUUGGAAAAUAACUGGGCCAUAUUGCUUAGAUUGCAGAAGUAUGAUGUACAAACUCUCAAGGUUUUUGUUCUCAUCCUAUCGCAUUCUCUGAGGCAAUUGCUUCUCUUGUUCUAAAUUGAUAGUUUGUGAAAGUGCCAUGUGAAAAGCUGUCUUUUUUUUUUAACUGUAAUGCAUUCUUGAAAUGCACACUUGGGUUGAUCCCUAGCAGAAUGGAAUAGGUCUCUUCUCUCUCCUUCACCUCCUGCCCUCCUCAGGGGCAAUGUAGAACCCUGUUUUCUGCUAAAGAUAGAAGUAAAACUGUUGUUUUGGCAGAGUUAGACCUGCAUUUUAACAGACCAAAAUAAAAUUACAGCCAUGUGCUUAUAGCUCUGCCUCCAUGCAUAUUAUUUGAAUGCAAAACGGCACGCAGCUGAGUCAGUGGGAGACUGUAGAUGAACUGUAGCAAGUCUUGGAUCAGAAAAGCUAUAGUAAUUCACCAAAAGAAAACUUCAUGUAUACACCUCUCUCCUGUAGGCAUGUAUGUCCAUUAAGCCUUUCUGGAGCGGUGAGGGAGUGCUGUUGAAUAACAUAGAUAGGGGCACAAGGGAUUGCUGAGGGAGGACGGAAUCGCCCAAAAUCAGGUUUGGAUCCUAAGAUAACUUAAGGAUCUUUGAGGAAAUAAAGUUUCCCGUUCUUCCCCUCCCCCCGCUCCUGCCCCCACAACCCUCCACUCACUCCCCAUCUGAUAUUGAGAAACCAGGGCACACAGAGCUGCAAGUGAAGGAGGCAGAAAAUGUUCCUUCUACAAAUUUCCUUGAGUUAACUUAUCUUAGGUACCAAUCCUAAAUGUAGUGAGCUACCUUCUCCCUGGUUCUAUUCCUUCCCCAAUCACUAUUGGGAGUUUUCUUGCAAGUGUCCAGCGCUGCUUUUAAAUUCAGAUCCGAAGACCUUUCCUGCUUAUCUUUUUGAACAUUUGGAAGCAGUUACACCCUAAAUAGAAAUGGCGUUGUAAGGUUUUGCUGCAGAUGUAGUGGCUAUUUCAGGCUCCCUUAUUUAGACUGCAAUAGCAAGUUUUAUAAAUUUCAAGAAAAAGAAACAUCUUUUUGGUAUUCACUAGUUUUUUCAUUUGAAUUUGCCAAUACUUUGCAGAUCAGACCUUUUUUGGUAGGUAACAUGAUGUCUUGAGCUCCAUGGAACUUCAGCCUUAGUGGUAUUGGCCUGACUUUACUCCUAAUUCUUGUGAUAUAAUUGAAUCUAAGUACAGCAGGCAGUGGAACCCUGUACACAUUUAUCUGUAACAAGUGGGUUGGGGAUUUGUCCAUUUUUCUCAAUAAAGAUUUUUGUGGGGGCGAAGUACUCUCCAGAA
This is a messenger RNA of Rhineura floridana, 2686 nucleotides long. It is a transcript of the gene TMED10, whose product is annotated as transmembrane p24 trafficking protein 10. Gene Ontology annotation, biological process: endoplasmic reticulum to Golgi vesicle-mediated transport; Golgi organization; intracellular protein transport. The transcript is spliced from 5 exons. Bases 111 to 794 code for a protein of 227 amino acids. Lineage: Eukaryota; Metazoa; Chordata; Lepidosauria; Squamata; Rhineuridae. The record is from RefSeq and is a predicted model, not a curated record. Gene Ontology annotation, cellular component: Golgi apparatus; COPI-coated vesicle; endoplasmic reticulum.